GUGCGCGAGAGCUGGGGAGAAGCUAACCGCAGCGCGAAACCGGGCUGAGCUCUGAAAGCGAGCGGAGAGUCGACUAUUUGAUAAAGAUUUAAACAUGUCGAAGAAGCAGAUCUACUAUUCUGACAAAUACACAGACGAGGAAUAUGAAUACAGGCACGUGAUGCUUCCCAAGCAAAUGUCCAAGCUGGUGCCGACGUCCCACCUGAUGUCCGAGGAGGAGUGGCGCAGCCUGGGUGUGCAGCAGAGCCAGGGCUGGAUACACUACAUGAUCCACAAGCCAGAGCCGCACAUCCUGCUGUUCCGAAGGCCUCUCCCGAAAGAGUGAAAGAGGAGAAGACGGCGGGACUCCCAUUUUCAUCCCAUUAUUCUUCACACCAAAACUGCCAUCAAGAACCUGGGCAAACGUGUGUCUGCGCACGUGUGCGUAUGGCUUUGUAUGGUGGCUGUUUUGAGUUGACAUUAGGCCUAACUGUAAUCUUUGUAAACCCACGCGAUGAAAAGCCUGACAGACUGGGAGAAUAUCCAAGACCUGACUCCCGAGGCCAGCAGAGCGGGGUGGGUGUGGCGUGCAGGGAGCUCCUUCUGCAGGAAACAUCCAGCUGGGCGCAGACAUUUCAUUCCCUCUGCUGGCCGCCUGGGCUCAGAGCGUCGCCCGCGGCAGCCUGCGCUGCUCAAGUCAGCCCCUCGGUUUGAAUGGGGGCACUGCGGAUCUGGGUCUCCCGAUGGCUGCUACUGCCAGACUCGAGUGCUCUCCUAACUGGGCAGAAGCCACCUGCGCCUGCUGGUGAGCUCUCUGGGCCCAGGGCUGUCCAGCCCUGCUGCUGCUGCUGUCCCGAGCACCUGCUGCGUUUCAAUUCAGCCUGACUGGGCUAAUAACUUCAUUAGUGCUUCCAGGACAAUUCUAUAUAUAUAGAAAUUCCUCAUGUCAAAGCUUCAGAACUGAAAAUCAAAUUCUAAUUGGGGUUUCAUUAAAUUAACGAGCCCAGCUGGAAUAGGACCCAGCAGAGGCCUGAACUGGGAAGCCCUGCAUUAAACAGUAGUACUGGACUCUGUGAAUGAGUGCAGUAGAAAAGAGUUCAUAUUAUUUAUUACUCAUUUUGUUCAAUCUUGAGAAUGUAUCAUUAGGAAUGGAUCCUUUUCCCAAGACAGUGCCUGGAGGUCCCAAGUAUAUCUAUUGCAUUGGAUUUCUUUUAGUAAAAAUCUAAAAGUUUUUCAUUUUGUUUUCAGUGGGCGUGGAUCUGGCAAUUGCUGGAGUCAGGUUUCACUUUUAUGCUUAAUUUAGCGAUAUUGAAAGUGCACCAUGGAGGUCACAGGACGCUGUAGUCUUCACAAAGCCGAAAAAGAAAUGCUUCUUUUUCUACUGCUUGUUGUUCUAUUAUAGCUACUCUGUAGUCCAGUAUUCUCCUGUUUUCUGUAACGGAGCAGUUAUUGUCGACUCUACAGGGGAUACUUUAAAUAGUGCAGUUAGCGAAUAGCUGCAGAGGUGUUAAAUUCCACAGCCCGCACCAGUGUUUAAAUCUGUAGCCACUGCGGCACUUCUGAAUCUAAGACGGUUGCUAAAGCAGAAGGGCUUGACCAAGGGUGCAGAUCUGACCUCUUUAUUUCGCAGUCCGCAUUUUUGACAUAUCCUGUAGCUGUUGAGAGCUCCACCACGAGUUUUGCAAAAAGGACAAUGACUGUUACAAUUCACUUGGUUGACCGUCCUCCCCCGGUUAAUGCUUGGAAACCCAUGUUUGCUUCAGUUCCACUUUGGUGUGAUUUGUCUGUACCAAUCCGUCUUCGCAAUUGUAUUUUAAAUCUUUCUAUUUUAUUUUUACCCCCAUUGUUCUCCAAUACCUUUUUUUAUUUAUUUGAAUACUGGAACAUGUUCUUCAAAUCUA
This is a messenger RNA of Lepisosteus oculatus (spotted gar), 1880 nucleotides long. It is a transcript of the gene cks2, whose product is annotated as CDC28 protein kinase regulatory subunit 2. The record is from RefSeq and is a predicted model, not a curated record. Gene Ontology annotation, biological process: regulation of mitotic cell cycle. Lineage: Eukaryota; Metazoa; Chordata; Actinopteri; Semionotiformes; Lepisosteidae. Gene Ontology annotation, cellular component: cyclin-dependent protein kinase holoenzyme complex; SCF ubiquitin ligase complex. Gene Ontology annotation, molecular function: histone binding; ubiquitin binding; protein kinase binding.